AUGGCAAGCCACUCCUACCACAUCAGCUCCAGUCAUGGGGUCAGGAACUUCGGCUCCCGCUCUGCUGUUGUGCCCAAGCCCGGGACUCACAGCAGUGUCAGUGCCAUGGCCUACCGCGUGGGCAGUUCUGGGGUGCUGGGCUACAGAUACCUUGGGGGCUUUGGCAGCCGGAGCCUGUAUGUGGUGGGGUCACCUCGGAUGGCAGUGAGCUGCAGACGGCCCCUACACGGUGGCGACAGCUUUGGCUACCGGGCAGUUGGCCUGUGCGGGCCCAGUCCUCCCUGUAUCUCCACUGUGAGAGUCAACGAGAGCCUCCUCACACCCCUCAACGUGGACAUUGAUCCCAAUGUGCAGUGUGUGAAGCAGCAAGAGAAGGAGCAGAUCAAGUGCCUCAAUAACAAAUUUGCUGCCUUCAUCAACAAGGUGCGCUUCCUGGAGCAGCAGAACAAGCUGUUGGAGACUAAGUGGCAAUUCUACCAGAACCGCAAGUGCUGCCAGGGCAACCUGGAGGGGCUGUUCCAGGGCUACAUCCAGACGCUGAGGCGGGAGAAUGAAUACGUGGAGGUUGAUGUCCCGAGGCUGGCCUUGGAGCUCAACCACGUGCAGGAGCCACUGGAGGGCUUCAAGAAGAAGUAUGAAGAGGAGCUGGCCCUCAGAGUCACAGCUGAGAAUGAAUUUGUGCUGCUGAAAAAGGACAUAGACAGUUCUUAUCUGCGCAAGUCAGACCUAGAAGCCAAUGUGCAGCUGCUGACCAGGGAGAUCACCUUCCGGCGGGCUCUCUAUGAGGAGGAGAUCUGCAUCCUUCAGUCUCAAAUCUCUGAAACCUCAGUGAUGGUGAAGAUGGACAACAGCCAGGAGCUCAACAUGGACAUGGUUGUGGCCGAGAUCAAGGCUCAGUAUGACGAUAUCGCCAGCCGAAGCAGGGCUGAGGCUGAGGGCUGGUAUCAGACCAAGUGCCAGGAGAUGAAGGCUACAGUGAUCCAGCAGGGCGAGAACCUCUGCAAAACCAAGGAUGAGCUGAACAAGCUGAACCGCUUGAUCCAGAGGCUCACAGCCAAGGUGGAGAAUGCUAAGCAGCAGCGCUGUAAGCUGGAGGCUUCUAUAGUUGACGCAGAGCAGCAGGGUGAGAGGGCCCUCAACGACGCCCACUGCAAGCUGGCAGGGCUGGAGGAGGUCCUGCAGAAGGCCAAGCAGGACAUGGCCUGCCUGCUCAAGGAAUACCAGGAGGUCAUGAACUCCAAGCUGGGCCUGGAUGUGGAGAUUGCCACCUAUAACAAACUGCUGGAGGGCGAGGAGAGCCGGUUGUGUGAUGGCAUGGGCUCUGUCAACAUCAGUGUGAGCCAUUCACAAGGUGGCGUGAUCGGCACGAAUCUUGGUUCCACUGUCUUGCGGGGUGUGGAGUGUGUUGCCACCAGCAACAGUGUCCUGUGCUCCCCCUCUGCCGUGGGGUCCUGCUCCAGUGCAAGGUCUUUGCGGUUUGCCUAG
Molecule: messenger RNA, 1485 nt
Organism: Fukomys damarensis (Damara mole-rat)
Lineage: Eukaryota; Metazoa; Chordata; Mammalia; Rodentia; Bathyergidae
Product: keratin, type II cuticular Hb5
Exons: 9
Coding region: 1-1485 (494 amino acids)
Biological process (GO): keratinization; intermediate filament organization
Cellular component (GO): keratin filament
Molecular function (GO): structural constituent of skin epidermis
Source: RefSeq, a predicted model, not a curated record